Anopheles moucheti is the source of this 2162-nucleotide messenger RNA. RefSeq names its product inactive selenide, water dikinase-like protein (gene Sps1). Gene Ontology annotation, molecular function: ATP binding; selenide, water dikinase activity. Bases 495 to 1685 code for a protein of 396 amino acids. The transcript is spliced from 3 exons. The record is from RefSeq and is a predicted model, not a curated record. Lineage: Eukaryota; Metazoa; Arthropoda; Insecta; Diptera; Culicidae. Gene Ontology annotation, cellular component: cytoplasm. Gene Ontology annotation, biological process: L-selenocysteine biosynthetic process.
GCCCACUGUGCCCGCUCGCGAAGGUUAACCAAAACGAAGCUUCUAGAUUCUUUCGUUCCCUCUCUCUCUCGCCUACACAUCACUAGCUCUUCGCCAGUGCGCGUGCAUUUUACAUCUUUUGCUCCUUGCAAACUUCGGCAACAAUAAUAGGUAUUAACCUAAAAAAUUAGCCCGAGGAACUUUUGCGUCCACUCAUUACGCGUUCGGCAGGGUCCGUAAAGCGAGUGAUAGUUAUCGUAUAAAAAAUUGUGAUAAAUCAUUUACAGCAAGUAAAAAGUUUGUACAGUUGGCAGCAGGCACACCAGUGUUGCUGCGUUGAGCGCGUGAAAAUCUUCACACAGUAGGCGACGCCACCGAUUCGCUGCCUCUGCCAAGCUUCCAGACGAACCGGCACUCGACGGCAUACGUUCAUUUGAGUUGAAACGAAGAUCUUCUGCAAGGAGGCGGUUAGUUAUCGAUUUCUUUAGUGGAGCGUGGCUUUCACUGAAGCAAACAUGGAUGAAUAUAAACAAGAUCCGAUGGUCCAUCUGGAGCUGACCGGGAAUUCCGGCCUGGUUCUUCGCAGACCGUUCGAUCCGACUGCACACGAUCUUGAUGCAUCAUUCCGCCUAACCCGAUUUGCCGAUCUGAAGGGCCGCUGUUGCAAAGUGCCGAAGGAAGUGCUGGAAAAGUUGGUAUCGUCGUUGCAACAGGACUACAUGCAGGAUCCGGAACAGCCCUUCAUGCCGAUGACUUCGCCUCGCAUUGGCAUUGGGCUGGACUGUUCGGUUAUUCCGUUGCGACAUGGUGGUCUGUGUAUGGUGCAGACAACGGAUUUCUUUUACCCGAUCGUUGAUGAUCCGUACAUGAUGGGCAAGAUCGCGUGCGCCAACGUGCUGAGCGAUCUGUACGCCAUGGGAGUCACAGAGUGUGAUAACAUGCUGAUGCUGUUGGCCGUUAGCACGAAAAUGAUCGAGAAGGAACGAGACGUUGUCAUUCCGUUAAUAAUGCGUGGUUUUAAGGAUUCCGCCUUGGAAGCAGGAACGAGUGUGACCGGCGGUCAUAGUGUGGUGAAUCCGUGGUGCACAAUUGGUGGAGUAGCCACGACGAUUUGUCAGCAGAACGAAUUCAUCGUGCCAGAUAAUGCCGUAGUGGGUGACGUGCUGGUUCUGACGAAAGCUCUCGGAACGCAGGUCGCAGUAAAUGCGCACCAAUGGUUGGAUCAAUCCGAACGGUGGAACCGCAUUAAGCUCGUUGUAUCGGAGGAAGACGUACGGAAGGCGUAUCACCGCGCCAUGGAUUCAAUGUCCCGACUCAACCGUGUCGCUGCACGGCUCAUGCACAAAUACAACGCGCACGGUGCCACCGAUGUGACCGGGUUUGGACUGCUUGGUCAUGCCCAGACGUUGGCGUCCCAUCAAAAGAAUGAGGUGUCGUUCGUGAUUCAUAACCUGCCCGUGAUCGCCAAGAUGGCGGCCGUUGCCAAGGCUUGUGGCAAUAUGUUCCAACUGCUACAAGGCCACUCAGCAGAAACAUCCGGCGGACUGUUGAUCUGUUUGCCACGUGAACAAGCCGCAGCCUAUUGCAAGGACAUAGAAAAGCAAGAAGGAUGUCAAGCCUGGAUCAUCGGUAUCGUUGAGAAAGGGAGCCGCACGGCACGAAUCAUCGACAAGCCGCGAGUAAUCGAAGUACCGGCGAAGGAUUAAAGCGCUUGAUUUUUUGUCUCCCAUUUGCGUUUAGUUUAUUACCUUCAUUCAUUUGCUUGUUAACUCCUCAUUCUUCUUUCAAACGCAGAUGUGCAACGGAUUUCUUCGAUCAUACUUAUUAAAUACACAUUCAAAUGGGAUGCUCGUUGCUAGAGCAACCAUCCGCGGUAAUGACCAGGAUGGAAGGAUGCAUUUCAAGAGUUUGUUUUAAAUGAUACCUUCACUAGAAUCGAAACUGGUGAUUGUGAUGCAGCGGUCGUCAAGAGGGACAGUAUGAGAAACAUGUGACAAUGUAAAAGCAAAUGAAAUCUGUCCAUCGCGCGUAUAUGUUUGUUUUAUUUUUCCGUAAAACGAUGCAAACAAUUUUUGUAAGAUUAAAUGAAUAUGAAUGAUUUAAUUUGAGGAAAUGAAAAGUAGACUACAUUUAUGAUUAGCAUUGCUCCCCAUUAGAUUUAAUCCAAUGAAAGCCACCCAAAA